AUGUCCGAGUUUCAAAAGGAAGAGCUCUCGCUCGAAGAGACCAACAAGCUUCGCAUCUCGCUUGGUCUCAAGCCACUCGUAGCCGAUGAUGCGCCUGCUCCUGCCGCCGCCGCCGACGCUCCUCCCAAGCUAGACGGCGAUGCUCUGGCAUCCAAGAAUUUCCGGGACAAGCAAGAUCGUGAGCGACGCGAGCGAGAGGAUGCCGAGAUCAAGGAGCGUCUAGCCAAGGCGCAGGCAAAGCGCGAUGCCGCACGUCGUCUCAAAGGUCCCACGCUCGGUGAUCUGGAUCAGAACGGAGAAGCUUCGUCGUCCUCGUCCCAAGAUGCGCUCAAAUGGCUCAAAGAGUCCAAGAAGCGUGCAAAGGAGCACGCCGCUCGUAGAGCUCGGGAGCUCGAGGAACAGGAGGCGCGCGAACAGGCGCAGUAUCGAGAGUCCGACCUCGCUGGUCUUCGUGUUGGCCACAACGCCGACGAGUUUGGCGAGGGGGAAGAACGUAUCCUUACGCUGAGGGAUGCCGGUGUCCUUGACGAUGCCGACGACGAACUCAUGGAUGCGGCGCUCGACCAAGCUCAACGCGACGCCAAGAACAUCGAGCGCAAGAAGGGCGCAAAGGAGUACACCGGCCUCGACGACGAAGAGGCGCUAACGGGGCGAAAGCGCGGAGUGUUGGCAAAGUACGACGCCGAUCUUCCGGAAGGACAUCUUGCAACCACCGAAGCCGAGUCUGGCUUCCGUCUUGGCGCCAGCCUCUCCUCCGCUGAUCGGCAAGCAAGACUUCGCCAGGAAGCGGAACAAGCAGCCAAACUCGCCAACAAGCAGCUCCUCUCGCUCGACUACAACAAGAACCAAGAGGUGUCCGACUACUUACAAGAAGGCGACAUCGGAUUCAAAAAGCCAAAGACUAAGAAACGCAAGAAGGCCGCCAAGGUCAAGAUCAGCUUUGACGAUGAUGACGAGGAAAAGGCGGCUGAUCAAGGUGCAGCCACCGCAGACACAAACGACAUCGAGAUGCAAGACACCAAACAAGUGUUGGCCAAGCCACCGCGACGUCAGCAGACGGAUAAUUUUGUCGACGAUGACGAAUUGCAAGCCUCGCUCGCCAAGUCACGGCGUCUAAAAGCCAAAAAGACGUUUAACAAGAUGACGCCCGAGAUGAUUGCCAAGAAUCUGGCCGCACAGCGAGCAGCGGAAGAGGCGGAGCGUGCUUCGGGUGCAGCUACUCCUGUCGUCGCCAAUGGGGACGGCCCAGCGAAUGGCAGUGGCGAGGCUGGCGCUGCACGAGAAGGCCUCACAUUCGACGAGACGAGCGAGUUUGUGCGUGCGAUCAGAGAAAGACCAGCGGAAAGCGAGGUUCCUAGGCGGUCACGUUCUGGCAGGAGAGAGUCUGCGGAUGCGGACCUCACCGCUGCGAAUGACAUCAAGAGAGAAGAUUCGACGGAGGCAGCUGAUGUGCCCAUGCGCGAGCUCAAUUCCUCGACGGUCAAGACCGAGGCCGACGACGACGAUAUCGACCUACAACCUGUCCAGGAAGAACCUGAAGAAGGUGAAGCACUCGAAGCUGCCAUUAAGGUCGAAAGCAAGGACGACAAGAAGCCCGAAGCGCAAGACGACGAUGCGAUCAUCGGCCGCGGAAUGGCAGGCACUCUGUCCUUCCUACGCCAGCAGGGCAUGCUCCCCCAGGUCACUCCCGAACUCAAGUCGCGCGAAGAACAGCAGCGUCAGUACGAUGCCUGGCUCUCUGCUCGACGUCGCGAAGAGCAGGAGCGCGAAGUUGCGCGCCAAGCAUCCAAAGCCUCCGGGUCCUCGGUGGAUCAAGCUACGCGCGAGGCGCAAAACCGCAACCGCGAAUUGGAAGAGGCGCGAUUGGCGCAGGACCGCUUCCGCGACUACAAACCCGAUGUCGAGAUCAAGUAUCACGACGAGUUUGGGCGCGAUCUGGACCAGAAGGAGGCGUGGAAGCAUCUCUCGCACGUCUUCCACGGCAAGAAACCCGGAACAAAAAAGCAGGAGAAGAGGCUCAAGAAGAUCGAAGAUGAGAAGAAAAGGGAGCGGAUGGCGGCGGGCGACACCCCGACGGGAAUGUCAGCGGCGUUCCAGAGCAGGAGCGAGCGUACGGGCAAAGCGCACAUGGUUCUCAGCGUAGGCAGUCGUGGUGCUGCACCGCAGGAGAACGAUCUGCUCGACGGCAAAAGCGCGGGCAUGCAGCUCAAGAAAUCGACGAAACCAGCAAACGCGCAGAAUGGCAAGAGGAAGAAGGCAGACGGCGGUGGUGGUGGCGAGAUGCUUAUGUCUCCACUGCCGAAUGGGGUCGACUCGAGCGGUGCAGCCAGUGUGACGGCGAGUGGCGAGGAAACGGGCACGGCUACGUCGACGAAAGCGGGUGGCGGCGGAUGGGCACGCAUUGGCAGUGCGACGCCGGCGCCUUCGGGUGAUGGAACGCCGGCGGCUGCAGCAGGUGGUGGUGGAGGCGCUGGGUUCAAGCCCGUUGCUGGAUCUGGGUUCAGGAGCGUGUCAGCGGGGUCACCGACAGCAUCGGGGCCAGCAGAGACGGGAGAGGGGCGAGCUACACCGUCGAGUGGGCCCUUCCGUCUAGCGCUGAGCGGUGUCAAACGGAAAGCUGAAGGUCAGUGA
Messenger RNA from Sporisorium graminicola, 2631 nucleotides. RefSeq lists its product as uncharacterized. Lineage: Eukaryota; Fungi; Basidiomycota; Ustilaginomycetes; Ustilaginales; Ustilaginaceae. The coding region runs from base 1 to 2631 and encodes 876 amino acids. The transcript has a single exon. Gene Ontology annotation, cellular component: U4/U6 x U5 tri-snRNP complex. The record is from RefSeq and is a predicted model, not a curated record. Gene Ontology annotation, biological process: maturation of 5S rRNA; mRNA cis splicing, via spliceosome.